This is a messenger RNA of Photinus pyralis (common eastern firefly), 1720 nucleotides long. RefSeq names its product gastrula zinc finger protein XlCGF46.1-like. NCBI's taxonomy places the organism in Eukaryota, Metazoa, Arthropoda, Insecta, Coleoptera, Lampyridae. Gene Ontology annotation, molecular function: DNA-binding transcription factor activity, RNA polymerase II-specific; RNA polymerase II transcription regulatory region sequence-specific DNA binding. Gene Ontology annotation, cellular component: nucleus. The coding region runs from base 328 to 1326 and encodes 332 amino acids. Gene Ontology annotation, biological process: regulation of transcription by RNA polymerase II. The record is from RefSeq and is a predicted model, not a curated record. The transcript is spliced from 2 exons.
UAAACAGUUUUGUGCACCGAGAAUAUGGCCGCCACAGCUUCAACCGCAGAAAUAUGUGUUAGGUUUUUAGUUCAGUGGCCUCAACUCGCAGCAUUGCUCUUUCCCCUUUCUUGAAAUCUCUAGCAUGCGUAUAGGUAAACCACGAUGUGUAUCAAUUUUAUACAAACAAAGGUAUUAUCAAAGCAACGUAGGAAAAUUCAUUGAAUAAAAGUUUUUGUUAUUAAAACCGAAAUAAUUAGUGGGGACGUGGCUCCUAUUCAACAAAUUCUGUUCCUCCUAUUCAACAAAUUCUGUUCCUCAAAAAGUACCAAAGCACAUUUUUAACACAUGUACAAGUAUAUAACAUUAUUUGUGUUAGGUAUGGAUGGCGGUAAUGACACACCACUCAUUAAAAUCGAACCAAAACAAGAAGAAAUAAAUUCCUUUCUUCAAGGACAUACUUUGGUAAGCAACGAAGUUUUGGUGACGAUAAAGGACGAAAUUACCAUUCAUACACCAUGUUCUAAAUCCCUUUGUAAUGAAGAAGUACGGCAACACUUUCAACGUCACCUUUUUACUCAGUGUAAAACAGUGUCGGAAGAUUUUAAAGGUGCAAAUUGCGGUUAUGAGACAAAUACUAAAACCUAUCCUAAACGGCACCUUUUAAACCAUACAGUUUCCAAAGGUUUUAAAUGUGCAGAUUGUGAUUAUGAAACAGGUGUUAAAAGGUACUUAAGACAACAUCUUUUAAAACAUAACUCUUCUAAGACUUUUAAAUGUGCUGAUUGUGAUUAUGAAACAAGUGUUAAAAGGUACUUGAAACAGCAUCAUUUAAAUCAUAAAGUUUCUGUAGAUUUCAAAUGUGGCGAUUGUGAUUAUGGGACAAAUCAUAAACACCUCUUCAAACAGCAUCUUUUACAACACAAAGCUACUAAGGAUUUUAAAUGUGCUGACUGUGAUUAUGAGACAAGUGUUAAAAGGUACUUCAAACAGCAUCUUUUAAAUCAUAAAGUUUCUACAGAUUUCAAAUGUGGCGAAUGUGAUUAUGGGACAAAUCAUAAACACCUCUUCAAACAACAUCUUUUAAAACAUAACUCUUCUAAGGCUUUUAAGUGUGCUGAUUGUGAUUAUGAGACAAGUGUUGAAAGGUACUUCAAACAGCAUCAUUUAAAUCAUAAAGUUUCUACAGAUUUCAAAUGUGGGGAUUGUGAUUAUGGGACAAAUCAUAAACACCUCUUUAAACAACAUAUUUUAAAACAUAAAGCUUCGAAGGAUAUUAAAUGUCCUACUUGUGAUUAUGGGACAAAUAAUAAACAGCUCUUCAAACGACAUCUUUUAAAACAUUAAGCUCAUGUGCUGAAUGUGAUAUCGUACAGAUGAUAAACGCAACUUGAAACAACAUCAUUUAAAAGAUAAAGUUUCGACGCAUCUUAAGUGUGCCAAUUGAUUUGGGACAGAAAGGAAAGUCCAUUACUAAUAAAACCAUUUAAAACAGAGUCCAACGUUUUUAAAUGUGGUACUUGUGAAGAUCCGGUAGAUAGAUGUUAUUGAGCUUGUUUCAUUGAAAGGAACAAAUUUAAAGAUUACACCACAUUAGGACUAGGCUCAUCAAACUGUAUGUCUUAGGGACCGUAUGCUAAAAGGGUUCUUACUUGGCACACUGUUAAUUAGCUUUUGAACAUUUGUUAAUCCAUAUAUACAUUAAAAAUUGUUUGAUUAUAAAUAUAUUUCACAAAAUGCA